UCACCGAGUCCGCCAUCUUGUCGUCACGUGACAGCACUUGGACGUUGAAUGUCCAUUCUCCUACACCUACAGGCUGCAGCAAGACCUUACUCGGUUUAGUUAACUGGCUGUAAAAUUAUUGCAUGAUGUCAAUUACAAUUUAAAAACGACCCGUAGUAUAUCCUGGUGCAGCUACUGUAGGAAAUGUGAGCAUGUAGGUUGAUGGAUGGAGCAGACCUGCAGUCUAUAAAUAUAUGGUCUAUGCUAUUUCAGUCGAAAUGGUGGACAUUACGAGUGGGUUUAAAACCGAAGAUCAAACUGAAAGUCGUUCAGGCUGCAAUCCAGCUGGUUGAGGACUUUAAAGGCGUAUUUUAUGCUACAUCGAAAUGUUAUUCAGAUUUGGAGUUAUUCUCACUCCGGAGUGCUCGGAUGUCGAAGUGCUUGUUUCAGGUUCACGGUCCGAAAUGGGAAGUUGGGAUCCAAACAAAGCUAUUCAAAUGAAAGCGACGCAAGUGGUUCUGUCAAAACACGAGCCGUGUCUCUGGAUCGGCGAAGUGCAGCUGUCACAACCGUACACAGAAAGUGCCUGGUUCAAAUUCAUCAAACGCCUUCGAGGCAGUUACAUCUGGGAAGGCGAAGGCCCCCACCAUGACAGAUGCUGUGUGUAUGAUGAAAUGAAUGUGAUCAACGGAGUGUACUGCCACCCCCUCGGCCACUGGAUCGAAGAGACGGGGCACACGGACGAGAUGAAGCACACCACCAGCUUCUACUUGGGCGUAGCUCACCAGAAGGCGAUGCAUUUCUCCAGGGUUCAUCCGCGUGUGUGGCUAGGCAGCUGCCCCCGCCAGGUGGAACACGUGACCAUCAAGCUGAAGCACGAGCUGGGAGUUACCGCGGUGAUGAACUUCCAGACAGAGACGGACGUGGCUACCAACUGCCAGGGCUGCAGUCUCAACUCUGAGGACCCGGCCACCACGGAGACCAUGAUGCAGCUGUACAGGAACUGUGGCCUGGCGUACGUAUGGAUGCCCACGCCAGACAUGAGCACUGAGGGUCGGAUCCGGAUGCUCCCCCAGGCGGUCUUCCUGCUCCACGGACUCCUGGAGAACGGCCACACCGUCUACGUCCACUGCAACGCCGGGGCGGGCCGCUCCACGGUGGCCGUGUGCGGCCUGCUCAUGUACGUCCUGGGCUGGAGCGCGCGGAGGGCACAGUACUUUGUGGCCUCCCGGAGGCCGGCCGUCUACUUCGACGAGGAGGCCCUGGUGAGAGCCAAGGGCGACUUCCUCCAGAAGUUUGGACACCUGCGGUCGUCCAUCUCUUUCCCCUAGUCUGUUUUAGCUAAAAGAUUGGGGGUCUUUGUGGCAGUGAUAGGGGCGGACGAAUAGCUUUUUCUGUGUGUGUGUGUGUGUGUGUGUGUGUGUGUGUGUGUGUGUGUGUGAAAUGAAUGCAUAGGAGAGGGACUAACACCCCACCGUGGGAAUGAUGUGUAUGGUGGCAGUAGAGGACUUGGAUCUAAUGCCGAUGACUCAGCGAUGCUGUCGUCGCCAUACCCAGGGUCGAUUCCCUUAGGUCCGGAGUAUAAUGACCAAGGUAUGGCGGCUUAUAAAAACACAUAGUUACGUUCCUUGAUUCUGAUUGCCUCGAAGCCGUUGAUGAAAGCUCUGUAAUCACACGCAUACAUUUUGGUUUUUAUGACGAUCGAAAGAUUUCGGAAUAUUCAAACACAGCGGUGGUGUCAACACACUGUAGUUUGUCUACCAACACACUGAUAAUUCAGCACUAUUUCUAGCACUGUGAUUAUUGGGCUACCUGUGAUGAGCCGCUGGCUUUAUUAUAGUGUCAGCUGCUUCUGGCUGGGACGUCUACACAGAUGUUAACCUGUCAGUGGCGCUUUUGUUUUUAUUGGCACUUGUAUUGAAAAAGCGACUGAGAUUGUUAAUCUUAAAAUCUUAAAAGUAAUUAAAAGUAUCCCCCUCACUUGAACUGGAGCUAGGCGGCUAACUCUGCAGGUCAUUGGAGGUGGCUAACGGAAAGCAAAUGCUAACCCAUUGAACUCGCCUUCUGGACGCACAAUGAGGAAUUUGGAUAACAAUCUUAACAUAGAUCUAUUAGACCUCAUUUACAGAUGUACCAUCGUACGACAAACACAGGUAUUGCUCAUAAGACUGAUCAUGGGUCUGUAUACGUAUGUGCACAGACCCAUGUACCAGGGCACGGGCAGAAGACCAAAGUGAAGAUAACACGCACAGACCAUUAGUGGUGCUGAUAAGCAUAAAUGAUGCCUUCCUACCCAAUGUGAAUGUGGUAGGCUACACCGGUGUUUGCCCUGCUCUGACAGCUCAGUGAAAAUGCUCCAUGGUCAAUGUGCUCAUAUUAUCUACCCGUAAAAGUAGCAGACGCAAUUUUAGUGUUAUGAGCGACACCUGCGCACCCUUGUCCUACGAUGACACCGCUGUUAAGCGGUCUAUUAACCCUGUGGUUGUGUGUAGCUAUUAGCAACAACAAAACUCAAGCAACUAAGGGACUGAACACAAGAGUCAGUUGAGGACAAUGUCUUUUUGCCUCAGCCAUGUUUGUAUUGAAAAUCAAUGAAUAAAGUAUGCUUCUGAGUGGACCGAUGCCCCAGAAUUCAAAAGAGAGACACUGGUUCUAUUUGUCAAAUUCAAUAUCGGGCAAGGUUAAUAGGCCAGAAUUGUGGUGCCAGGGUUGUUUCUGAUAUGAAUUCAAGAUAGGAUUGAGCGAUAUCAGUCAAGGGGAGAACUGUUUUUCAUUUCCUUCUGUGCUUUGGCCUUUUUUUCUUAAAAAAGGGGUUAAUCCCUUAAAAUUAUCAUGUCUUUCUGAGCCGUUUCAUCAAUGAAUGUGAUGAGAGGAACGAUCGAGCAUAAUGCAAUGCAAAUAGAAAAACGAAAUUUCUUCCCAAACAACAAUAAAAUCCUACAACCCAA
This is a messenger RNA of Gadus macrocephalus (Pacific cod), 2927 nucleotides long. It is a transcript of the gene epm2a, whose product is annotated as EPM2A glucan phosphatase, laforin. The transcript has 4 exons. Gene Ontology annotation, molecular function: starch binding; carbohydrate phosphatase activity; protein tyrosine phosphatase activity. Lineage: Eukaryota; Metazoa; Chordata; Actinopteri; Gadiformes; Gadidae. Gene Ontology annotation, biological process: protein dephosphorylation. Gene Ontology annotation, cellular component: nucleus; cytoplasm. Bases 366 to 1310 code for a protein of 314 amino acids. The record is from RefSeq and is a predicted model, not a curated record.